AUGGGUUACUACGACGACGACGGUAACUAUCACUCCUUCCGUCGUGGUGUGGAGCGCGCUGCCGACCGCAUCAUGCACCCUCACGGUCACCACGACCGCCAGGACGUAGUCGUCGCUGACGAAGGCGGUCCAGUUCGUUUCCGUGGAAGGCGUCCGCGAGGAUGUCCGUAUCGUUGAGCCCCGUGCCGGUGGCAGCUCCUCGACCGCCGAGACCGUGCCGAUCCCCUGCCACUUCAUCCGCAUUGGCGACAUCCUGAUCCUUCAGGGCCGUCCCUGCCAGGUGAUCCGCAUCUCCGUCUCCCCCCAGACCGGCCAGCACCGUUACCUGGGUGUCGACCUGUUCACCCGUGAACUCCAGGAGGAGUCCAGCUUCGUCUCCAACCCUUCUCCUUCCGUCGUGGUCCAGACCAUGCUCGGCCCUGUCUACAAGACCUACCGCAUCCUGGACCUCCGUGAUGACGGCCGCCUGGUCGCCAUGACCGAGACCGGUGAUGUCAAGCAGGGUCUGCCCGUGGUGCCCCAGGGUCACCUGUUCCGUCGCAUCCGUGAGGCCUUCGAGGAUGGCCGUGGCAGCGUCCGCGCCCUGGUCAUCAACGAUGGUGGUCGCGAGUUGGUCGUCGACUACAAGGUGGUCCACGCUUCCCGCCUGUAA
Molecule: messenger RNA, 652 nt
Organism: Aspergillus niger
Lineage: Eukaryota; Fungi; Ascomycota; Eurotiomycetes; Eurotiales; Aspergillaceae
Exons: 1
Biological process (GO): positive regulation of translational termination; positive regulation of translational elongation
Molecular function (GO): RNA binding; translation elongation factor activity; ribosome binding
Source: RefSeq, a predicted model, not a curated record